AUGACUGGACGCGGCAAGGGCGGAAAGGGUCUCGGAAAGGGCGGUGCCAAGCGCCACCGAAAGAUUCUUCGCGACAACAUCCAGGGUAUCACCAAGCCCGCCAUCCGACGUCUCGCUCGCCGUGGUGGUGUCAAGCGUAUCUCAGCCAUGAUCUACGAAGAGACCCGUGGUGUCCUCAAGUCCUUCCUCGAGGGUGUCAUCCGUGACGCUGUUACGUACACCGAGCACGCCAAGCGCAAGACUGUCACUUCGCUGGACGUGGUCUACGCCCUGAAGCGACAGGGCCGCACCCUGUACGGUUUCGGUGGUUAA
Messenger RNA from Anthostomella pinea, 312 nucleotides. Lineage: Eukaryota; Fungi; Ascomycota; Sordariomycetes; Xylariales; Xylariaceae. The record is from the annotation of a GenBank genome assembly.